UUAUCUCUUUUGUCUUAUGUUCUUUAGUCAAUAGAAAAUAAUAUUAACUCUAAUUGCUAAGCAAGUUCCAAUUAAGCCAAGUUACUACAAUUUAAUUUUUUAACGAAUAAUGGGUGAAUUGCAAGCAGGAAAAUCGCCGUUCAAGACAGAAAGUAAUUAUGAUAAUAACCUCAAAAUCUGGAGUGGUGGCGAAAGGCGGACUUUAUUUUCCACCGACUUGUCCAUCGGAGAGAUUAUCUUCCGGCAAAUGGAACGUCAUCCAAAACUCAUUGCUCAGAUUUCGGUCACGGAGGAAACUGUGCUGACCUGGGAAGAGCUCCAUAUGAACGCGAAGCGAGUGGCAAUUUAUAUGCGGAAGUUGGGCCUGGAGCAAGGUGACUUUGUGGGAAUCAUUGGCAGACUGACCACUCACUUGACGGCCGUGGCAUAUGCCUGUUUUUUCAAUGGAACCCCAUAUCAUGCCCUGCACACUGAAUACGAUGAGUCUACGAUUGAGAGACUUUUCGGAAUUAGCAGGCCACGACUGAUCUUCUGCGAUGGAGAUGAUUUUGAAAAAGUUCAAGCAGCCACGGAGGACCUCCAGAUACAAAUAAUUACAAUGCGCAAUCAUCCAGAAGGAUCGCUUCGGAUCCAGGAUAUUUUGAGAAUUCCUGUGGGGCAGAACUUUCAGCCAGUGCGAUUGAAAGAUGGCACUGAUCAAACCCUGGCCAUUCUUAGUUCUUCUGGUACCUCAGGAAAUCCGAAGGCAGUCACCAUCAGCAAUAGUCAGCAGAUUAUUGCGAGCUUUGUCCCAUUAAGCAGCUCUGAUAUCUUAUAUAAUCCAAACACACUGGACUGGGCCUCGGGCAUUACGAUGACCGUUAAUGCUGGAGUGUUCAGUACAACGAGCAUUAUUGAAGACAGUGGCUUCAAUCCUGGUGCUCUGUGUAGCCUAAUUAAGAAGUAUAAAAUAUCGUUUGUGUUUUUAAGUUCUUCCCAAUUGGCCAUGUUGGCCAACUGCCCGGAAUUCGAGUCGGCUGACCUAUCUUCUCUAAGGUUCCUAACCUACGGCGGAUCCAACUGUUCGCUGGACGUUCAGAAGCAAGUGCGAAGGCGUUUAUGCCGCGACUGUCUUAAUUUUAGUUAUACGCUGACUGAGUUGAACGGCCCCGGAUGUAUGAACUUCAACUUCGAUGAGAAACCCAAUUCAGUUGGCCGUCCGGUAAGGGGCAUCAAGGUAAAGAUCAUCGACAAACAGGGCGUAGCCCAGGGACCUAAUAACUUGGGUGAAAUCUGCAUCUAUAAUGGACAAAAUUGGUCUGGCUACUAUAAGAACCCGGGGGAAACUAAAAAAAUGCAGGAUUCCAAGAACUGGUUUCACACUGGAGACCUGGGCUACAUGGACGAGGAUGGCUAUCUAUUCAUUAUUGAUCGCCUAAAGGAUAUGCUCAAAUACCAGACCAUUAUGUACUAUCCCAGCGAGAUCGAGAAUGUCAUCGCAGAAAUGCCGAACGUGGUCGAAGCUUGUGUCUUUGGCAUAUGGGACCCAGUAAAUGGCGACGAGGCAGCAGCCUCUGUGGUAAAGAAACCGGGCACUCAACUUGAGGCCCAGGAGGUUGUCGACCAUGUUAAGAAGCGUAUCACCACCAAAUUCAAGCAGUUGAAUGGAGGCGCUUUAAUCGUAGAUCGAAUUGUUCAGAGUGGAAAUAGAAAAACAAACAGGGCAGCCACAAAAGCUGAAUUUAUAAAAAUAAUGAAGAAAAAUACGCUCUAAAAAUAUGUAUAUUAUCAGGUUAACACCUAAGCAUGUGUUCAUAAGUGUCCUAUUUAUUAAAUUAAUUUAUAUACUACGUUAUACAUAUAGCUUAAAGUUUCAUCAAUUUGUGCCAAUUGUAAUUCAAAUAGCUAUAAAUCCGAAUAGAAAAAAAUUGUCUAAAAGUGUAAAAGAAAAUGGUUUGGCUAAGCUUUUUAAUUGUUACUAAUAAAUGUUUUAAAAGUGCAAAAAAAAAUUUAAA
Molecule: messenger RNA, 1994 nt
Organism: Drosophila rhopaloa
Lineage: Eukaryota; Metazoa; Arthropoda; Insecta; Diptera; Drosophilidae
Product: 4-coumarate--CoA ligase 1
Exons: 3
Coding region: 110-1753 (547 amino acids)
Biological process (GO): long-chain fatty acid metabolic process; fatty-acyl-CoA biosynthetic process
Molecular function (GO): long-chain fatty acid-CoA ligase activity
Source: RefSeq, a predicted model, not a curated record